GGAAAUGAAAAGUACAGGACGAAAUCUAUGCCGAAAACAACGGCCCCCAAGUGGCUGGAGCAGUUUGAUCUCCAUUUGUAUGAUGAUCAAUCCCAGCUACUUGAAGUCACUGUCUGGGACAACGACCCCAGAAAAGACGAAAUCCUCGGCAGAUGCACAAUCAAUUUGUCCGAACUGGACAGAGAAACAACGCACAGGAUCAAGAAGAACUUGGAAGAGGGCUCAGGAAGUGUUCUCCUGCUUUUGACAAUCACCGGAACUACGAAUUCUGAAACAAUUUCCGACCUUGCCGCUUAUCAACAGCAGCAGGUUGAAAACGAAAGAGAAGAGGAGUACAGAUCUCGACGAUAUAGCAUUCUCCGGACUUGGCACAAUGUCAAAGACGUGGGUCAUUUGACAGUCAAGGUGUUCAAGGCCCAGGGACUAGCAGCAGCUGACCUCGGAGGGAAAAGUGACCCUUUCUGCGUGCUGGAACUAGUGAAUGCCAGACUGCAGACCCAAACUGAGUACAAAACCCUGAGCCCCAACUGGCACAAGAUUUUCACAUUAUGCACAAUCAAUUUGUCCGAACUGGACAGAGAAACAACGCACAGGAUCAAGAAGAACUUGGAAGAGGGCUCAGGAAGUGUUCUCCUGCUUUUGACAAUCACCGGAACUACGAAUUCGGAAACAAUUUCCGACCUUGCCGCUUAUCAACAGCAGCAGGUUGAAAACGAAAGGGAAGAGGAGUACAGAUCUCGACGAUAUAGCAUUCUCCGGACUUGGCACAAUGUCAAAGACGUGGGUCAUUUGACAGUCAAGGUGUUCAAGGCCCAGGGACUAGCAGCAGCUGACGAGCCUCCCUUUUCACUGGGAAAGACGCACGACCUUGAUCACUUACGUAACGUGAAAGACAUUCAUUCCGUCUUAGAAGUGACAGUUUAUGAUGAAGAUCGGGACAACAAAGUCGACUUCCUGGGUAAAGUGUCCAUUCCUUUGCUUCGGAUCCAAAACGGAGAAAAGAAAUGGUAUGCUUUGAAAGACAAAAAACUAAGGAGGCGAGCAAAGGGCACAAACCCGCAAAUCCUUCUCGAAAUGACAAUCAUAUUCAAUCCAAUCCGAGCCAGCAUAAGAACAUUUGAUCCAGCUGAGGAAAAAUACAUGGCGACUGAGCCGAAGUUCAAGAGAGAAAUCUUCGUCCGAAACGUUAUGCGGUUGAAGAACAUGGUCAUGACUUUUGUGAACAUGUCGAAAACAGUCUCGAGCUGGUUGGAGUGGGAAAGUCCUCCACGAAGUAUCGCGGCUUUCGGGUGUUUCAUGGUCGCCACGUAUACAUUUGAGCUUUACAUGGUACCCAUUGUGUUCCUCGCUUUUUUCGCGAAGAACUACCUCAUGAUAUGUAUGGCGAAUGACCGAGGAAUCGGCACCCAAUGGGAUGAGAUUGACGACGCGGAAGAGGAAGAUGAGUUCGUUGGAAUGGCCGAAGAAGCAGAUGAAGAAAAGAAAACUUGGAAGGAGAAAUUGCAGGCGAUUCAGGAGGUAACGCAAACUGUGCAGAACGUGAUGGGAAACAUAGCGUCGCUAUGGGAACGAACGUUACACGUUUUCAACUUCACUAUCCCGUUUUUGUCCUGGUUGGCCAUAUUCUUGCUGUGUCUGGUUGCUCUGGUUCUGUACGUGGUUCCUCUGCGGGCAAUGAUAUUCAUCUGGGGGGUUCUCAAGUUCACCAAGAAGCUUGUGAGACCUCAUGCUCUCAACAACAAUGAGAUCUUAGAUUUCAUUUGGCGGCUUCCUGAUGGGGAACAACUGGUGGAAUACAGAGAACUGAAGCUGAUCCCCAGAGUGGAUUCCGACAAAAGGAAGGACAACAAGAAAAGUCACAGGAAACCUAACACAUGAUCAAUUUGAUCUCUUUUUCAUGUUCUUAAAGGGGAAAAUCAGUUUCCUUCAAAAUGUGUGACAAAAGUUUCGUUUCUGUUUCAAACAUUAUAUAGUCAUGCGGGAAAGGAGUGGCAUCUCCUUUCUGAUUCUUCAGAGAAUCACCUAUCAAUAACUUUGCAGAAAUCCUUAAUUUGCAGAUAUGCAAAUCAGCCAAACUUCCAAAUUUCCAUCAGUCUACAUUUAUUUUAGAUUUAGUUUUUCUAUGUUCAGUGGAUUAUUUAUGUUUUUAGCUGGGUUGCGGCCAGUUUAAAAACAGGGCAGUUUUUGUUUUCACAAGACUCAGAGGAUUUUUUCUUGACUUUUUGUGGGUUGACGUUGUUUUGCUGGCCAACAACCGAAAAUUGCUUUAAAAUUGAGUCUUUCUCCAAACAGAUUAUUUUUGCAAACAUUGCGAAUAACUUCGGAAGAAGUUGUUUUCUCAUCUAUAUUAGCUGCUUAUCGAAAAAUGUUUUUGAAGAUCGUUUCAAAAUGAGCUAAGAAAAUUUUAAGGUGCCAAUUCAAGCACAAAAAUAUUUGAAAUGUUUUUAUCGCUUUGAGUCGCUGUUGAAAGUCCGAGGAAUUUUUUGUGAUAUCCAAGAAGUGGCUUUAUGUGAUUUUCAUGACAUUUGCGGAAAAAGAAGGUGAAAAGCAAACGCGCCUUCGCAUGUUAUCGAUAAUGACAUUCAUGUUUUUUUCUUUGAAAGAAUAAACGAGUUCAUUUAUCUUCGCUUAUGAAA
Notodromas monacha is the source of this 2636-nucleotide messenger RNA. The record is from the annotation of a GenBank genome assembly. Lineage: Eukaryota; Metazoa; Arthropoda; Ostracoda; Podocopida; Cyprididae.